AACAGGCUAAAAAGUAUGCUGUGGAACAUUUAUCUAAUGAUGGCUCAUUUAAUAUAAAAGUAGCUAAACAACGGGAUGAUUUGAUAAGAGCUCAAAUACAAUCUCGACAUAAAAAUGCCAUACUAUACGAUGUCUGGGUACAGUACGAUCAAAAAGAAAUUCUUGGUUGGUACUGCCGAUGUCCGAAUGGUUGUCGUGUAGUAGGUUGUUGCUCUCAUAUUGCCUCUGUGAUUUGGUAUUUAUCGUUUGCUCGAUAUCAUCCAGAAGCUCUGAGAGAAUCAGCUUCUUCAUAUCUAAAUUCACUAACCGAUGCACAGAACUAUUCAGAUAUUUCUGAUGACGACGGAAAUGAAAGUGAUGAUGAUAAUUCUCAAAUCUUAUAUACUCUUGCUUAA
Molecule: messenger RNA, 395 nt
Organism: Rotaria sp. Silwood2
Lineage: Eukaryota; Metazoa; Rotifera; Eurotatoria; Philodinida; Philodinidae
Source: the annotation of a GenBank genome assembly